AUGGUAUUUUUAUAUGUACCAGGUAGUAGUGGAAAAACAUUUCUGAUCAAUUUGAUCUUGGCUAAAAUGAGAUCAAAAGCAAGUAUUGCUCUUACUGUUGCUUCAUCAAGCAUUGCAGCUACAUUAUUGGAAGGAGGAAGAACAGCCCAUUCAGCAUUCAAACUGCCACAGAGUGUCAAUCAUGCAGAUAAAGCAGUUUGUAGCAUAAAAAGAGGUACUGACACAGUAAAAGUUUUGCAAGAAUGCAACGUGAUUAUAUGGGACGAAUGCACCAUGUCACACAAACAUGCUUUUGAAGGUCUGAACAAAACUCUCCAGAAUAUCAGGCUAAAUUAUUACAUAUUUGGUAGUGUUACAAUGGUACUCUCAGUCGUUCCAAGAGGUACCAGAGCUGAUGAAGUCAAUGCAAGUGUUAAGAUUUCUUUCUUAUGGAAUAAUGUCCAUAAAAUCUACUUGAAAAGAAAUAUGAGAGUUCAUCUCACAGGAAAUUCAGAACCUGGAGAACUUGCAAAACUCCUUCUCAAAAUAGGUGCUGGCAAAAUUCCUAUAGAACCACACAGUAGCAAUAUUGUCAUACCAAGUAUGUGUGGAAAAUUGUUUUCAAAUGUGGAUGAAUUAGCAGAAGUCGUAUUUCCCAGCCUUGGUGAAAAUUACAGAAAUAGCUCUUGGUUAAGUAAAAGGGCCAUACUUGUACCAAGAAAUGAUGUAGUCAAUGAAAUUAUCUGCAAACUACUUUAG
Limulus polyphemus (Atlantic horseshoe crab) is the source of this 738-nucleotide messenger RNA. RefSeq lists its product as uncharacterized. Gene Ontology annotation, biological process: telomere maintenance; DNA repair. The coding region runs from base 1 to 738 and encodes 245 amino acids. The transcript has a single exon. Gene Ontology annotation, molecular function: DNA helicase activity. Lineage: Eukaryota; Metazoa; Arthropoda; Merostomata; Xiphosura; Limulidae. The record is from RefSeq and is a predicted model, not a curated record.